Messenger RNA from Zasmidium cellare ATCC 36951, 1650 nucleotides. RefSeq lists its product as uncharacterized. The record is from RefSeq and is a predicted model, not a curated record. The transcript has 3 exons. NCBI's taxonomy places the organism in Eukaryota, Fungi, Ascomycota, Dothideomycetes, Mycosphaerellales, Mycosphaerellaceae. Bases 1 to 1650 code for a protein of 549 amino acids.
AUGGUGGAGAGAAGGAGCACCCGCAUCGCGGGCCAACGCGCCUCGUCGGUUCCGGCCGACACCAAGACCCCCAUCGACCGGAAGGCGGCGACGAAGACGGCGAAGAAGCCGUUCGUCUGCGGCGACGUCGUCGACCGCAUCACCACUCUGACGGGUCUCUCUGUCCUCGACAAGCUGACGAAGGACAAUUUGAAAGAAGUUGUCGCGGCCCUCCGCGACCGAUACAUCGAGCGCGGCAAGCAGCUGGAGGGCGAGCAGGAGCGUGCUGCACACCUCAACGACGACCUCAAGCGCGUGACGCAAGAGCGCGACCGCUCGCGACACGUCGAGCCAGCAAUGCGCGCCGACCAGCUCCGCAUCCAGCGGCUCAAAGCUGCCGACGCCCACCGCGCCGCCUCCUCCGCCGACCCCGCCACCAGCAUGCACGACGACUCUCCUCCCGAGCCAGAGCCGGAACCAUCCCCGAAGGAGAUGGACAGGCCGGCCGAGGUCUCAGACACCACAAACACCGACAAGCAAGAAGCAACGUCGACAAACACCCAGUCAUCCACCCAGUUAUCCAUCCAGUCACACACACGCUCUUCCUUGCUCGGCCGCUUGUGGAACCCUCUCCGCAAUUUGCUCUCCGAGCCCUCAUCAUCACCUGCCAAGAGCAGCACAAACCCACAGCCGCAGCAGAGUCUCGGCGAACUCCCUGCCAAUCGAAAGCGGCCAGCAUCAGAGCACGAGCCAGAAGUGACUGCGCCAGCAACAAAGGCACCACGCACACACACCACAUCUACGCCAAAGGCGAAACUCCCUCGUCGGGCAAACGCGACACCUCCCCCUCGCACCCACACCCCUCACAGCAACUACGCCGUACCUGGCAGCAUGCUUGACACCAUCUCAGAACACACGGAGGAAUCAGAGGCCAGCAUUCGCGGCACUCCAGCCCCAAACACACUCAACCGUACCUCACUCAACACUCCCGCUCCUCUCGACACUCCCGCUCCUCUCAACGUGGAGACUCCACGCUCCCGACGCUCUAUCCAAACCGUCAAGCAACAGCAGAGACUCCAAGCAAACGCGCGCGACCAGACCCCAGCACGAGUAUGGGACACAACCCCGCGUCCGCGUAGGAUCGACACGAGACCCGGCAAGUUCGACUUCCUCUUGGGCAGAAAGCGUCCGAUUUUUGAAAUCCAACAAGAUGAAGAGAUGGAGGAGUUUUACAUGCGCCCAGUGAAGCGCGUCAAGGUCGAUGAAAUCGCCGAGAUACCACAUCGUCGCCCAGGCGACCGCCCAGGCACCUUCGCCGUGCCAGAAAUCGACUCGGACGGAGAGCUGGAGGUCGAUGAAGACGUCGAGAUGGUCGGCAACCUGUUCGAGAUACCACAAGCAGAGACGCAGAAGGACAGUGGCAAGCAGCCUGCGCGCAAUGUCUUGGCCGAGACCUCUCCUCCCGCCAACAACUGGACCUUCCCCUCCGUGGGUGAGCAGCCGCCAGCUGAGCAGCCCACCGAGGUCACCGUCACCGACGAAUGGGCCUUCCCAAGCGUGGGCGAGCGACCAGCAGACGAGUCGCAGAGCGACAUGGCCGACUUCCUCGGCAAGAAAUUCGCCUAUGGCUUCGAGGGUUGGAAGCGUGGGCUGAACCUUGUCGAGUGGUGA